AUGAAUUGGAGAAAUGGGAAUGGGGUUUAUGUUACUUGGGUGUUUCAAUCAACCGAUAGGAUUUUUCANAUCGAGAUCCUACGCGACGUCGACAAUCCAAACGUGGUGAGGUGCCAUGACAUGUUCGAUCACGAUGGCGAGAUUCAAGUCCUCCUGGAACACAUGGAUGGUGGAUCACUGGAAGGAGCCCACAUCCUCCACGAACCCUCUCUCUCAGAUGUCACCCGUCAGAUCCUCUUGGGGCUAUUCUACCUCCACAAGCGAAAAAUUGUCCACAGAGACAUCAAACCCUCGAAUCUCUUAAUCAAUUCAAGAAAACAAGUGAAGAUCGCGGAUUUUGGAGUUUCUAGAAUUCUUGCCCAGACUAUGGAUCCCUGUAAUUCAGCGGUUGGUACGAUUGCGUAUAUGAGUCCUGAAAGGAUCAACACGGAUCUGAAUCAUGGGAUGUAUGAUGGGUAUGCUGGGGAUAUAUGGAGCUUAGGAGUAGGCAUCCUCGAGUUUUAUCUGGGUCGCUUUCCUUUUGCGGUGGGAAGGCAAGGUGAUUGGGCGAGCCUUAUGUGUGCAAUCUGUAUGUCGCAGCCACCGGAAGCACCGGCGACGGCGUCCAGGGAGUUGAGGGAAUUCAUCGCUUGUUGUUUGCAGAGGGAUCCGGCUAGGAGAUGGACGGCCGGCCAGUUGUUACGUCAUCCUUUCAUUGUGCAACACAGCUCUAGCACCACCAACCAUGGCAGUAAUCAGGUUCAUCAACCACGCCAACUUUUACCUCCACGUCCACAUUUUUCUUCUUCUUGAUUUUUAUUUUGUUUCUAUUUUUUUUUUUGGUCUCUGUGGAAUUUUUUUGUGAAAUCAUAUGAUGAUGGGCGGUGAUGGGUCGGAAUUUGAUUUUUAGGAAAUGAAUUGGAGAAAUGGGAAUGGGGUUUAUGUUACUUGGGUG
Molecule: messenger RNA, 934 nt
Organism: Ilex paraguariensis (yerba mate)
Lineage: Eukaryota; Viridiplantae; Streptophyta; Magnoliopsida; Aquifoliales; Aquifoliaceae
Source: the annotation of a GenBank genome assembly